Messenger RNA from Cotesia glomerata, 5217 nucleotides. RefSeq lists its product as uncharacterized. The transcript has 5 exons. Gene Ontology annotation, cellular component: nucleolus. The record is from RefSeq and is a predicted model, not a curated record. Gene Ontology annotation, biological process: maturation of 5.8S rRNA from tricistronic rRNA transcript (SSU-rRNA, 5.8S rRNA, LSU-rRNA); maturation of LSU-rRNA from tricistronic rRNA transcript (SSU-rRNA, 5.8S rRNA, LSU-rRNA). The coding region runs from base 30 to 5168 and encodes 1712 amino acids. Lineage: Eukaryota; Metazoa; Arthropoda; Insecta; Hymenoptera; Braconidae.
AUUUGGAGGUUAACCACGAUCAAGAAUUAAUGGAAACUUCUGACCCAAGUCCUCCAAAGGACCCCAACACAGAACCCUUCAGCGACCCCGAAGACACGGAAGAACCCGAAGCCUUAACUUCCGAAGACCAGCAACUCACCGUAAAAUACUUCCGGAACAGUUUCACCAGCCCAAAUGCCUUCGGCGCGCUUCGCAAGUUCGUAGCUUUGGGUUCAACUUCCCCCGCUCAAAUCCUCGCCGACUACCUAGACUCCGGCGGAAAUGUUAUGGAGAUCCUGCGACUGCUGGACGGACUGGACAAGAAGCGGCUGAACGACGUUGCGCUGGUCUUCAACGCCUCAGCACUGGUCAUCAUGCGCACGAUAGCAACCCACCCGCAACAGCAGCCUUCAACAAUUCAAGCCUGCCGGUUCAUACUAAACACCCACAUCUCCCUAUUACGCUCACUAAUGUCCAAGUCAGUUUUCCCGCGACAACGCAAAUCCGCCCUGAAGCUUUUGACAUCAAUGGUGAUGCUAGGGGACUCUCUCCCGCGCAACAUUCUGACCCACCUGACCUUCGACCGGGAAACAAUCAGCUUACUAGCCAAGCAAACGAAGCCCUCAGACCCCGAAAGCGUCCGCGUCUGCUUCAUAAACUUCCUCCUGGCGUUCCUAAUAGACACCGAACCCUGGACGGUCCGCUGUUUAGUCGACAAAUCCGAGCUACUGGCCUCAAUCUUCCCGGAACUGACCUAUGACCGCGCGAACCUGGUCCACUUGGUCCUAAACGUCCUUAAGAAGUACCUCCUGGAGAACCCGGCGGUGUCCAAGACCCAAAAGCACCACCUCUUCAGCGUCCAGGUGAUAGAAUCAAUUGUUCAACUCUACAACUACCGCGGCCCUAGAUCCUGGUCUGAUUCCCGCCGAAAGAACCAAGGCCCCACUGACCCUUUAGUUAAUGACAAAGAGACAGUAGUCUCAGCCACUCACGAGUUUUUGCUCACCCUUCUAACCUCCGCGAAGCACGGGAUCAUUUUUAGAGACCAGAACCUUGGAACGCGCAAGGAUCACAAUUCCCGUGUCGCGAGGGUCAUCCAGAACCUGGACAAGCCUUGGAACCACCCAAGACCUCGUGAAUUAGUCACCCGGAUUCUAGGUUCCUGCCCCGACCUGGUCAAACUGGUCCUAGGAACCAGCGAGCCCUUCUUCGAACCUAGACCUAAUAAAAACUGGAUCAACCUUGUGUCUUUCUACCGUGACAUCUUGGAGUUUAGUUUAGAUUCCAUCCGGAACACUUUAGUAACUUUGAGCGUCCAGCAGUGCGUAAGCGUAACUCUGACUCUUGCUGCGCCUGCCAGUGUCUUGAGAGCCAUCGGGCCUUCGGUUGGUUCAGAACACCUGGUGGUUAGGUUCCAAGGGCUCCUGACCCUAGGAGCGAUGUUAAGUAAGGUCAGGAGGUUCUUUGCGGUGAUCGAUGAUCAUUUUUCUGAGCAGGAUGCCGAAAGUUACCGGGUGUCUAUCCAAAACUACCUUGCCAAGCAUCUUCCUAAGGUAGCGGAGGUCCUUAGGGCCUGGAACGAGCUUAGGAACUCUCUUGGGGAGUCACUUGAUCAAGAGUUCCUUCCUCAAGAACCUACUGAGUACUUAGACGCGGUUUUAAGCUUGUUGGAAAACUAUCGGGAGUGUAAUCAGGAACCUGGGGGCCGCUUAGACUUUGAUUUUGAUGCAGAGAACCCUAACCUUGGAACCAAGGUCAGGGUCAUUGAAGUUAACUACUGGCUAGAUCCGAAAGCUUAUGAGGUAAAGGAGAAACUGUUUAGCAGCUCUUUGACGUUCUUGGUUGAGUCUUUAGAAGGUUCGGAAAAUUUAGUUGGAACCUUGAAGACAGUCCUAGGGCCCUUGAAGCCGUUCCAAGAGUGUCCAGAGCACUUGGACAUCUGGAUCCAGGCGCUGAGAUGGAUCUCUAAGGACAAAAGAGCUGGGUUGGCUAAAUGGGUGGUGAAUCUUUUGCGCAAGAUGUCCAAGUGUCCGGAGAAGUUUGCGAAUGUCCUGAAGGAUGUGGAAAAGGCUUUGAAACGCGAGAAGGAAUUGCAGCUUGUCCCGAUGGUUUUUGUAGCGGCUGUAAGCUCCUUAAAGGAAAGCUUUGAUGAAACUGUCAAUGUUUUCUUGGGCUACGUGACGAUUCUGACCCUGCAUUCAUUAAGGGAUCCAAGGAUAUUAGCGAAGUUGGUAGAGAAUACUGAUUUGAUGACGAAGUACCUUAAAGGGUGGUUAGAUGGCGAGGUUAGGAAGCUUAAGGACUUUCCGUGUGAGUUAAUGAGCAGUGUUAGCAAGUAUCUGCUGUCCAAGAAGGAUAUUAGCUUGGAAACGUUAGAGAGCUUGGAAGUUUGCACGGAAAUUCAAAAGGAGAAUUUGUUUUAUAUGAUUUUGUUCUAUUUUACGAAUUUGGUGAAGGCGAAUCAGGAAACUGGAGCUAGGAAGUGCAAGGUGGCGCUAUUGUGGAUCUUAAAGUUGAUGAAGAGCUCUGAGGAUGUUCCUGAGGGUAACACUAAGGUUCAAAAGAGGUUUAGAAUGUUUGCUAAGCUUUUUGCGGAGCAUCCAGUAGUUUUAAAGAACUUUUCGUUCAUUGUUACGGAAAACUUUGCUGAGACUUUUAUCAGCAAGGAAUGCUUUGAUAUCUUCAAGCUGAUUCCAGACCUUGAUUUUUAUAAAGAUAAAGUAUUAAGUGACUUAUCUAAAGCAAUUGACGAAAAAUUUACUGAUAAAAUCAUUGAUAAGAUAGAGUACUUUGAUAUCUUUGAGAUUUCUGGGAAAGAAAUUAGCGAGUUGCUUUCUGGAAUCUUAGAAUUGAAGAGCAGCAAAUUUUACCAAAAUGAACUGACGACUCUAGGGAGAUUAGUGAGCAAGCUGCUGGAGAUUCUGGCGAUUAAAACGCUAGAUUUUGAGUACACUGACCUUGUAAUGAAAUUCUGGAGGCAUCUUGGCAAGCUCAAGGCUAAGAAAAUCGAUACCAGCGCUUGGGAAUCAGCGAUCUUGAUGUUCCUGGAUGGGGACGAGGUGGUCAUUGAUAAACAACAGUUCAAAAUGAUUCUAACUGACCUUAGAGUCUCUACGAUUGCUUUAAUGAAUCUUCUGGUGAAGCAGAACCCCGCUUUGGUGGCACCACUGUCCCAAUUCUUGCUAACCCAGCACAAAAAUCCUGAAAUCUUGUUCCCGCUGAUGCAACCUAACCUAGAAAAGCUAAAACCUCAGUUAUUAACGACUAUUUUUGAAAACUACGCACCUGAAAUCUUAGAGUACUUCGACGAAGUUACAAACCCUUGGAUUGAACAGUUCCCCUUAGCGGCCCAGUUUCUGAUCAGCAAGAAGUUCACUAAGGAACAGUGUCAGCAGGUUGCAGACAAGUUAUUAGAGAGUAGGGAGAAGCUGGAGAGGAUUAACAGCAGUUACUUGGCGCUGGUGAGCGUAGUUUGGGAAAAGCGCGCGGAAUUUGAGUCCCCGAUUGAGACAGUAGAGGAAUACUUGCAGAUUUUGCUACCAAUUGCGGUCAGCGCUUUGAAGAAAGCCAAGAAAGAUGGCGAGAGGUUGGAUGCUGUCACUAGCUGCAUGGUCAAAGCUUUGGACAAGUUGGAGAAGUUGAAGCCUGAGGGUUACUUGUUUGAGAAGGUCGUUAGGAACAAUGCUUUUAAGCAGCUGGUUAAUUAUUCUCUAAAGCAUGGGCUUAAAGUUGAUGUUCCUUCAAGUUCCUUGUCUAAAGAUAAAGUGAUGCCUUCGUUGGAUUCUUUGGAAGCUCUGCUAAAGCUAGAUGAGGUGAAGGAGACUCCAGUGGAGUCGUUCUCGAUAUUAGAUGUGUUGAGCAAGCUUUUAAAUGUAGCGUAUUCCAACAGCACCAGUGACAAUUACGCGGAACAAAUUUACGAUAUGAUGCGCACGAAUUCCAACUUUGAAGAAGUGAUUUUAAGCAAAUCGACGACCAAAGUUUCCCUCCUGCGACUGUUUUUAACGAUGACUCGCAAGGUCCCGGGUAAAAUCGAAUCAGAAGAUUUGAAAUUGUUAAUGAGAGCUUAUGAAGCAACCCUGAACCCCGGGGACCAGUUGAUCUUGAUGAUUCUGCAGUUCUAUGAAUCCCGCGGGUUGUACCUAGAAACUGGGCUUCUUUGGGGCCGGGGGGCGACCAACCACACGGGUGGUGACGUAGACACUAACCUUUGGCGCCAAAUAACCGCAAGCCAGACUUUAGAGCUUUUAGAUCCGGAAAUAGUCGCGCGAACUGUAAAAUUCUACCCAAUAGAUCGCGGAUUAAGAUCUACUGAAGUUUUAGAGUUUGAGAGCGAAAUAUACGACCCGGCGUUCUAUUUACCAUUGAUGGUGACCUUGUCAACAGCAGACAAGCUCCUGCCGACUAAUAAGUUGGUUAAAAGCGGAGCUAUGGCUCUGGUGCUGAGUUCCUGCGCUAGCAACCACUCGGACGUUAGAUUAGCAGCCUUCACCGCGCUGAGCCAGUUCUACUACCACUUUGACGCGGCUAAGAACAAGGACAAGAUGAUCUGGCUUCGAUGUAUUGAUGCGUUGCGCAACGGAGUCGCGCAAUUAAUUGGACCGGAGGCUAAGUUAGAGACCUUAAGGCUCAGCAGUCUUAUUACUACUUUCCUUGCGCGUACCUCCCUUAUUUCUGCUAAAGAUGGCAAUGUUAUGUUCGCGCCAAUUCAGGGGUACUUCAUGGCCAAGCAGGCGUUGGAUCUUAAAGUUGUCCCCGAGUUCCUAACCCUGUUCCACAGUUCUGAUGUCAACCACAAGAGCUACCGGCAUUGGAUGCUGGAGUGCGUUAGGGAUGGAAUUAAAAGCUACUAUGAUGUUAAGCUGGCGCUCAAGAUGAGUAUCUUCAAGAUGAUCAUGGAUUUCUACGGAUCUGUGCUAGCUGAUCAGGAUACCAAGGCUCUUAUCCUCCAGAUCAUCGAAGCGACAGUGAAGAUUCCCCGAUCCAGCAUCAUCCUGAUCAAGGAGUACAGUCUCUUCAACUGGCUGCAUGAAUUAGCACCCAAGAUUGAUCAGCGUAACCGCCAAGUUGUUGGCACUCUUAUAAAUAUUCUCAAGCACUUAUCUAAAUCUAGGUUAGGAACCACUGACAAAGCUCUUAAAGACCACGCAGAGUUUAUGAUCCAGAUGAUUAUAAAAGCUAGCAAUUAAACUUGUAAAUUUAUACUUUAUUGAAUACAAUGUAAAAUAAAGAUAUUUA